Coregonus sp. 'balchen' is the source of this 751-nucleotide messenger RNA. The record is from the annotation of a GenBank genome assembly. Lineage: Eukaryota; Metazoa; Chordata; Actinopteri; Salmoniformes; Salmonidae.
AUGAUUGCCGGUUCAAUAUCCAAUUCUAUAGAAACAAUGACAUGCCCAGAGUAAGGGCUGUUACUCUCUCUGCAACUUUUAAGCAAACUUGUAUGGUGUGCUGUAAAAAUAAUGGGAACCAAAAAGGAGUUUCUGCCAAACCACUGGUAAGCAUACAUUUUGAAUACAGACAUUUGCAUUGAUUUUGAAAUUAACAGUGCUUACAUCUACGUUACAUGUAAUGUGUGGAUUUAUUUCACAACAUUUUACAGCUGAACUUCCCACAAAGCAACACACUGAACAGUCCCUUUAGCCUUAGUAUGGGUUGACAACUGGGUCGGGUUCAGCAGUUGUUCAACAAAAAGCAAAAAUCCGUGUUCUCCUAUGAGACAAGAUCAGGAAGUACCUCCCCAUUUCACAGUUUCUCCCAAUUGAACACGACCCAGGUGUGAUUAUUACUGUACCCUUCAUACCAGCUGUUUGCACAAACACACUUCACACUGACAAGACAAAGGUAACCAAAAAACCCUCCCCUAUUUUCCCCCAGGAGCAAUCUUUGUCUGAGAAAGUUGGCUAGUCACAUGAGGCUAUGUUCUUCAUGGAACUCAUUCCUGGUUAAACUAAGUGCAGAUUUAAGUCAUCGCUGUCGGGUUGGUGGUACUUGAGCUUUGAGGCGGGACCAGAUGCAGAGCUCUUGAAGUUAGUCCUCAGGGAGGUGCCUGAUGAUGUUGUGGAUGAGAGGUGUUAUAUGGACUUACAAAAUCAUGGAAUA